Symphalangus syndactylus (siamang) is the source of this 2676-nucleotide messenger RNA. RefSeq names its product arachidonate 12-lipoxygenase, 12R-type. The record is from RefSeq and is a predicted model, not a curated record. Lineage: Eukaryota; Metazoa; Chordata; Mammalia; Primates; Hylobatidae. Gene Ontology annotation, molecular function: iron ion binding; oxidoreductase activity, acting on single donors with incorporation of molecular oxygen, incorporation of two atoms of oxygen; protein binding. Gene Ontology annotation, biological process: lipid oxidation.
AUCUUCCAUCCGCCCUUUCAGAGGCAGGCCGAGUGCCCUGCCUGCUCUUCCUCCCUGCCAGCUCCCAGAAGGCUUGGAGCCCAGACACCUGCUCACCCACCACCAGCUGGGCCCCGCCCGGGCCUGCCCGGCACGCACCCCGGCUGCCAAGGGCAGCAGCUUUUCCAGGAUUUGGCCGGCAGGCCCAGUCACCCCACCUCGCUACCUCACCACUCCACCUCAGAGGCGAGCCCUGUCCACUCCACUCUGUGCCUGGCUUCUCUUGCCUGCCUUGGGCCUUCGUGUGGCCCCUCCACGGUGUCUGGGACUGAGUGCCCCUCUUGCCUCCUGAAGAGCAGCCAUGGCCACCUACAAAGUCAGGGUGGCCACAGGCACCGACCUCUUGUCGGGAACACGGGACUCCGUCUCACUGACUAUUGUGGGGACGCAAGGAGAGAGCCAUAAGCAGCUGCUGAACCACUUUGGGAGAGACUUUGCAACUGGGGCGGUGGACCAGUACACCGUGCAGUGCCCGCAGGACCUGGGUGAGCUCAUCAUCAUCCGCCUGCACAAAGAGCGGUACUCCUUCUUCCCCAAGGACCCUUGGUACUGCAACUACGUGCAGAUCUGUGCCCCCAACGGCCAUAUCUACCACUUCCCCGCCUACCAGUGGAUGGAUGGCUACGAGACCCUGGCACUCCGGGAGGCCACAGGAAAGACAACAGCAGAUGACUCACUCCCCGUCCUCCUGGAGCACCGAAGAGAGGAGAUCAGAGCCAAGCAGGACUUCUACCAUUGGCGAGUCUUUCUUCCUGGCCUGCCCAGCUAUGUGCACAUUCCCAGUUACCGCCCUCCGGUCCGGAGGCAUCGCAACCCCAACCGGCCUGAGUGGAAUGGCUAUAUUCCGGGAUUCCCAAUUCUCAUCAACUUUAAGGCCACCAAGUUCCUGAACUUAAAUCUCCGCUACUCCUUCCUCAAGACGGCCUCCUUCUUCGUCCGCCUGGGGCCCAUGGCACUGGCUUUCAAAGUCCGCGGCCUGUUGGACUGCAAACAUUCGUGGAAGAGGCUGAAGGACAUUAGGAAAAUUUUCCCUGGCAAGAAAUCUGUCGUCUCCGAGUACGUGGCCGAGCACUGGGCAGAGGACACCUUCUUUGGGUACCAGUACCUCAAUGGCGUCAACCCCGGCCUGAUCCGUCGCUGCACGCGGAUCCCAGACAAGUUCCCCGUCACAGAUGACAUGGUGUCUCCAUUCCUGGGCGAGGGAACGUGCUUGCAAGCGGAGCUGGAGAAGGGGAACAUUUACCUGGCUGACUACCGCAUCAUGGAGGGCAUCCCCACCGUGGAGCUCAGCGGCCGGAAGCAGCACCACUGCGCCCCCCUCUGCCUGCUGCACUUCGGACCCGAGGGCAAGAUGUUGCCUAUCGCCAUCCAGCUCAGCCAGACCCCUGGGCCGGAUUGCCCCAUCUUCCUGCCCAGUGAUUCUGAGUGGGACUGGCUGCUAGCCAAGACGUGGGUACGCUAUGCGGAGUUCUACAGCCACGAAGCCAUCGCCCACCUGCUGGAGACCCACCUCAUUGCCGAGGCCUUCUGCCUGGCCUUGCUGAGGAAUCUGCCCAUGUGCCACCCCCUCUACAAGCUCCUCAUCCCCCAUACCCGAUACACCGUCCAGAUCAACAGCAUUGGCCGGGCUGUUCUCCUCAACGAGGGGGGGCUCUCUGCCAAGGGCAUGUCCCUGGGCGUGGAAGGCUUUGCUGAGGUGAUGGUACGGGCUCUGUCGGAGCUCACCUAUGAAAGCCUCUACAUCCCCAAUGACUUUGUGGAGCGUGGGGUCCAGGACCUGCCUGGAUAUUACUACCGCGACGACAGCUUGGCGGUGUGGAAUGCACUGGAGAGGUAUGUGACAGAGAUCAUCACCUACUAUUACCCGAGUGACGCCGCCGUGGAGGGUGACCCGGAAUUGCAGUCCUGGGUGCAGGAAAUAUUUAAAGAGUGCCUCCUUGGGCGGGAGAGCUCAGGCUUCCCCAGGUGCUUGCGAACCGUGCCUGAGCUGAUCCGAUAUGUCACCAUAGUCAUCUACACCUGCUCUGCCAAGCACGCUGCUGUCAACACAGGCCAGAUGGAGUUCACCGCCUGGAUGCCCAACUUCCCAGCGUCCAUGCGGAAUCCACCCAUUCAGGCUAAGGGGCUGACCACUCUGGAGACCUUCAUGGACACGUUGCCAGAUGUGAAGACCACGUGCAUCACGCUGCUGGUGCUCUGGACCCUCAGCCGCGAGCCUGACGACAGGCGGCCCUUGGGACACUUCCCGGACAUUCACUUCGUGGAGGAGGCCCCGCGGAGGAGCAUAGAGGCGUUCCGCCAGCGCCUGAACCAGAUCUCACACGACAUCCGCCAGCGCAACAAGUGCCUUCCCAUCCCCUACUACUACCUGGACCCGGCGCUGAUUGAGAACAGCAUUUCUAUUUAGGAGCGCGCUUCCCGUCUCUCCUCUCCCCAUCCUGUGCCCUCCUAUUUUCAAAAAAACAAAACAAAACAAAAACCACAAAAACCUCAAAGACCAAAACACCAAACAAACAAAAAAAACAGAAAACCUUCCUUUCCCUGGGUCUGGCUGUGAGUGUGCGCGGCAAGUUACUGGGGCGCUGGCGGCAAGGCUGGCGCCGCGGGGUGCGGGUGCAGGCUGUGCGCGCCGUGCGC